Boleophthalmus pectinirostris (great blue-spotted mudskipper) is the source of this 1101-nucleotide messenger RNA. RefSeq names its product structural maintenance of chromosomes protein 4-like. The coding region runs from base 9 to 1013 and encodes 334 amino acids. The record is from RefSeq and is a predicted model, not a curated record. The transcript has 6 exons. Gene Ontology annotation, biological process: mitotic chromosome condensation. Lineage: Eukaryota; Metazoa; Chordata; Actinopteri; Gobiiformes; Gobiidae.
CGAAAUGUAUGACAGAGCUGUCUCAGCAGCUCAAGAAACUGGAAGAUGAAGCUGGAGAAGUCAUGAAGGACUGCCACGAGGCUGAGGCAGCACUCCCUGAUGUGCAGGAGCAGUUUCAGGCCAUAGUGAAACAGAUAAAGGCCUUACAGCAGCAGGAGCAUGCACUGCAGGAGGAGUCUCUGAGCGUCCGCCUUCGCAUCGAGCAGAUUGAGACCAGCAUCACAGAGCAAAACAACAAGAUCAAGCAUUGGCAGAAAGAGGCAUCUAAGCUCUCUCUUCAUUCAAUUGAGGACAAAUCAGCAGAAGAACUAAAGACAUUCACUCCUGAGGAACUAGAAAAAAUUUCCAACCCAAAUGACAUCAUCAACAAAAUGGCCACAUUAGAAACGCAGUGCGCUCAGAUGAAACCAAAUCUGGGGGCCAUUGCAGAGUAUAAGAAGAAGGAGGAACUGUACCUGCAGCGUGUGGCCCAGCUCGAUGAAAUCACAGCAGAGAGGGACAACUUUAAACGUGGCUAUGAGGAUUUGCGCAAACAGCGUCUCAAUGAGUUCAUGACUGGAUUCAACAUGAUUACUAACAAGUUAAAGGAAAACUACCAAAUGCUCACACUAGGAGGCGAUGCUGAGCUGGAGCUAGUGGACAGUUUGGACCCGUUUUCAGAGGGAAUCAUGUUUAGUGUCCGUCCACCGAAGAAGAGUUGGAAAAAAAUAUUCAACUUGUCUGGAGGAGAGAAGACCUUGAGCUCACUAGCAUUGGUGUUUGCUCUUCACCACUACAAGCCUACUCCACUUUACUUCAUGGAUGAGAUUGAUGCUGCUCUGGAUUUUAAAAAUGUCUCCAUUGUGGCCUGCUAUAUUUAUGAACAAACCAAGAAUGCCCAGUUCAUUAUAAUCUCCCUGAGGAACAACAUGUUUGAGAUUGCGGAUCGCCUCAUUGGAAUUUACAAAACCCACAACACCACCAAGAGUGUGGCCAUUAACCCCAAGACAAUUAUGUUCCAAGAAGUUGCUUAACCCAGUUUAUAUGUUGUACAUAUUCUCUUUCCUAUAAUGAAAAUGCUGCUAUUUUCUUACUCUAAUAAAGUUUGAAAUAUGUUUUUUA